GCGGGGGCGCGGAUCAGAUCGAAGCGGACAUUCUGCAGUCAUUGUUGGAGGAUCGUGCGGAGUUGGACGGACUUUCGUACCGAGGUCUUCUGCAGCGUGGCCGGACUGCUUCAGCAUGGAGUUAUGAUGGAAUGGAUAUGAAUAUGAGCCAGUGGGAAGGCAUUCGAGCCCCUCAUCUCCGCCAGGCCUUGCUGCUGCUGUUGGUAUUCUUGAAGUCACCACUCUGCAACGGUCAGAACACCCAUGGGGCUCCUCAAGAUGAAUCUCACUUCAGCUUCACUCAGCCUGUCUACCAUGCCACAAUUUAUGAAAACUCAGCAGCACGCACCUAUGCCAACAGUAAAAUUAAAAUGGGCAUCCACCUCGCCCAGCACUCCUGGGAGAUCCGCUACAGAAUCACCUCAGGUGACGAUGACGGUUUUUUCAAGGCAGAGGAGUACGUACUCGGAGACUUCUGUUUCUUACGCAUAAGGACUAAAGGUGGUAAUGCCGCCAUAUUGAACCGAGAGAUUCAGGAUAAUUAUGUAUUGACAGUGAAAGCUUCUGUCAAGGGAGAGGCUCUUCUUGAGACCUGGACUAAAGUCAGUAUUCAGGUUUUGGAUAUGAAUGACCUCCGGCCCUUGUUCUCUCCUACCACAUACUCCGUCACCAUAGCAGAGAGCACCCCUCUCAGAACUAGUAUAGCACAAGUUACUGCCACAGAUGCGGAUAUCGGUUCCAAUGGAGAGUUUUACUAUUUUUUCAAGGAAAAAACUGAACUGUUUGCUGUACACCCAACUAGUGGAGUGGUUACUCUCAGUGGAAGGCUUAAUGUCGAUGAGCAGAACCGUUAUGACUUAGAAAUUCUAGCGGUGGACCGUGGCAUGAAGCUUUAUGGAAAUAAUGGUAUCAGCAGCACAGCCAAACUUUUUGUCCAUGUAGAGCGUUUAAAUGAACAUGCUCCAGUCAUGAAUGUCCUCACCCACAGCCCCUCAUGGCUGGAUAAAAAUCUUGUGUAUGCAGUGGUUACUGUUGAGGACCAAGAUGAAGGCUUAAAUGGAGAAAUAGAUUCCUUGGUCAUUGUAGGAGGAGAUCCCUCAGAGCAGUUUUUUGUUGACAGAACUAAAGAAGGAGAGUUUGCUAUUAAAGCCUUUGAGUCAAUAAGUCAAACAUACCCUUAUGGCUGCAAUCUUAGCUUGCAGGCUAAAGACAGGGGCACCCCGCAGAAGUUAUCUGCUGUUGAAGUCAUCCAAAUCAAGGUCGAAAAACAUCAAAAUUCAGAUGCUAAAUUUAUGCAAGAGUUGUAUGAUGUCAGUUUAAAUGAAAUUUCACCUCCAGGUACACUUGUAGUGGCUGUUAAAAUCACACCAGAACCUGAUGAUGCAGAAUAUAUCUUAACAACCUCUGCGGAUUCAUCCUUUUUUCAAAUGAAUACCCUAACGGGUGUAAUCUCUACUGCUCGCUGGUUCACUCAGGUGUUCCAGGAUGUCUUUAAUCUUGAAGUAAUGGAAAUGGAUAGCAAUCUCAAAGUUAAAGUGAGGGUAACCGUUGAGGAUGCCAAUGAUCACACACCAACAUUUGCUCAGUCCUCUUAUGAGGUUUUUGUUAAUGAAAGUGUUCCAGUUGCAACCAGUGUAUUAACAAUUUCUGCAGCUGAUAAAGAUAAAAGUGAAAAUGGAUACAUAACUUACAGCAUUUCCAGUCUUCAGCCAUUACCCUUUAAAAUCAAUCAGUUUUCUGGUGUUAUAAGCACUACUGAAGAGCUGGAUUUUGAAUCCUCAUCAGAAAGCUUUAUGUUCAUAGUCAGAGCAUCUGACUGGGGGUCUCCUUACAGACGAGAAAGUGAAGUCAAUGUAACAAUCCAUCUAGAAAAUGUAAAUGAUAAUCAGCCAUUGUUUGAGAAGGUAGCAUGCCAGGGGAUUAUUCCUGAGGAUUUUCCAGUAAAUGAAGUUAUUACUACAAUGUCUGCAAUUGAUAUAGAUGAAUUAGAGUUAGUGAAAUAUAAGAUCAUUUCAGGUAACGAACAGGGGUACUUUGACCUCAACCCAGAUUCAGGGGUUCUUGCACUGCAGCAUUCUCUCUCAAGAGCCCAUCCAAAGAGUGGUUUAUUUAGUUUAAAAAUAACUGCCACUGAUGGUGAGAGCUUUUCGGAUCCUAUGUUUGUCAAUAUCUCAGUUGUUUAUGGAAAAUCUUCUUCCAAACAUUUCACAUGUAAAGAAACAAAUGUGGCUCAAAAAUUAGCUGAAAAGUUACUGAAAAAGUCCAAAGCUAGCAAUAAACCUAAAAUUGAGGAAGGUUUUAUUGACCUUUUUUCUGUGAAUCGGCAGACACCCCAGUUUGACAAAACAUUUCCCACAGAUAUUACUGUGCAGGAAGACCUUAAGGUAGGCUCAAGUGUUUUCAAUGUGAAUGCCUAUGAUGGGGACACAGGUUUCAAUGGUCAAAUUCUAUACUCUAUUUCAGAUGGAAAUAUUGAUAACUGUUUUACCAUUGACAUACAGACGGGACUUAUCAGUGUGUUCCUACACAUGGACAGAGAAAAAAGAGAUCGCUAUCUCCUCAACUUAACUCUCUAUGACCUUGGCCUUCCACAGAAAAGUUCCUGGCGGUUGCUUACUGUCUAUAUAGAAGAUGCAAAUGAUAAUGCACCCCAAUUUUUGCAAGAAGGAGGCUUUAGAAUUGUCAUACCUGAAAACCUAGCCAUAGGUACUGACGUCAUCCAGGUUGAGGCCAUUGACAAAGAUCUUGGGCCCAAUGGCGAGAUUGCAUACUCUCUUUUGACAAGCACCACUCAGUUUGGUAUCAAUUCCACUAGUGGGAUAUUAUAUGUUGCUGGCCAACUAGACAGGGAGUUUGUCUCUACGUUUAACCUAAAAAUUGAGGCUCGGGACAAAGCGGAGAAAGGAAGCCAGAAGUUUUCUGUGACCACACUGAAAAUCAUUUUGGAGGAUGUAAAUGACUGUCCUCCACUGUUUAUCCCUGCUGUGUACAGAACCAGGGUUCUGGAGGAUCUCCCAGUAGGAACAGUUGUAGCCUGGUUAGAAACUCUGGAUCCAGAUUUGGGGUUGGGAGGCCAGGUUCGGUACUCCCUAGCCAGUGAUUAUAAUGGAUGGUUUGAAGUAGACAGGGCAAAUGGAGUUAUUCGACUCACAAAGGAGCUGGACUAUGAGACACAGCAGUUCUACAACCUUACUGUAAAGGCCAAAGACAAAGGAAGGCCUGUUUCUCUUCUUUCUGUUACCUUUGUGGAGGUGGAGGUUGUAGAUGUGAAUGAAAACCUCUAUGCCCCAUACUUUUCGGAUUUUGCUUUGACUGGAUUAGUUAAAGAAAAUGCCCGGAUUGGAACCACUCUACUCCAGGUCACAGCUAAUGAUGAUGAUGCUGGCAGAGAUGGAGAAGUUCAGUACUCCAUUCGAGAUGGGAGUGGGCUUGGAAGAUUUGCCAUAGAUGAAGAGACAGGUCUGAUCACCACAACCUCCAGGAAACUGGACCGUGAACAACAAACAGAGCAUAUUUUAGAGGUGUUGGUGUCAGAUGGUGGCCCUAAUCCCAAGCAAAGUACUGUUUGGGUGAUAGUUCAAGUCCUGGAUGAAAACGACAACAAGCCUAUAUUUCCUGAGAAGGUGUAUCAAGUCAAACUUCCAGAGAGGGAGCGUAGAAAGAAGGGAGAACCAAUCUAUCGGGUGUUUGCCUAUGACCGUGAUGAUGGGCCAAACUGUGACCUCUCCUACAGCAUUGUGGAUGGCAAUGAGGAUGGGAAGUUCUUCAUCGACCCCAAGACAGCAGUGGUAUCUUCACGCAAGGCCUUCAGUGCAGGGAGCUAUGACAUCCUGACUAUCAAAGCAACAGACAAUGGACGUCCUCAGAAAUCCUCCACAGCGCGACUGCACAUUGAGUGGAUCCGCCGACCACCAGCUCUCACUCUACCGCUGAUUUUUGAUGAACCAUUCUACAAUUUCACUGUGAUGGAGAAUGACAGGGUGGCUGAGAUUGUGGGUGUGGUAUCUGUGCAGCAGAGCUCCACCCCUUUGUGGUUUGACAUCACAGGUCCCAGGUCUUUCCGUGAGAUGUUCUAUAUUCUGCAGAGCACUUGUGGCAGGAACUGUUCCUCAGAAGGUGGGAACAGUGACAGUGUGUUUGAUGUAGCGAAGACUGUGGGCACCAUCAUCAUUGCCAAACCUCUUGAUGCUGAACAGUGCUCCUUCUACAACAUGACAGUGCAGGCUACAGAUGGCACCAACACUGCAUAUACCCAGAUUCACAUUACUGUUAUGGACAGCAAUGACAAUGCUCCCAUCUUCUUCCAACCAACUUAUGAUGUCGUUGUUUCUGAAGAUACACCACCUGACACUGAAGUGGUCCAGGUUCAGGCAUCUGACCGUGAUAAGCAUCACCAGUUGACCUACUCUCUGCAGAGUUCCAUAGACCCAAACACCAUGGGUCUGUUCCGCAUUCAUCCCACCCAGGGCACUAUCUACACUACUCAAAGGCUUGACCAUGAGGCCUGUGCACGACACAUUCUCACUGUGACUGUAAAGGAUCAAGAAUUCCCAUACAGAAAAGAUUUGGUCCGUGUACUAAUAGAAGUGGAAGAUGUAAAUGACCACGUACCCAUUUUUACCAGUGCUCUGUAUGAAGGCUCAGUAUAUGAGUCAGCAGCAGUGGGAUCAGCUGUAGUCCAGGUGACUGCCCUAGACAAAGAUAAAGGCGAGAAUGCAGAGCUACACUACUCUAUUGAAGCAGGCAACAGUGGAAAUACAUUCCAAGUUGAGCCAGUUUUGGGUGUCAUCACUGUUGCGCAUGAGCUGGACCUAUCCAGCAUAGGCCAUUAUAUUCUCACUGUCAGAGUAAUUGACAGUGGCUCCCCCCCACUUUCCACUACCACAAUAGUGCGGAUUGCUGUCACUCUAUCUGAUAAUGCUGGUCCAAAGUUCCCUCAACCUGAGUACCAGACUGAAAUCAUGGAGAAUGCAUUGGUUGGGACCUCUGUCAGUACAGUCAGUGCUGUCAGCCAGUCCACCCUCAAUUAUGACAUCAAGCAGGGCAAUACCAAUCAUGUUUUUCAGAUAAAUCAGUAUAGUGGAGUGAUUACUACUCAAAAAUCGCUUGACUAUGAGACUACAACUUCUUACACACUGAUAGUCCAGGCUAUUAACAUGGCUGGCAUGGCCUCCAAUGCUACUCUGUUAAUCCAGGUAGUGGAUGAUAAUGACAACCCACCAGUGUUCCAGGAGCUUCACUACCAUGGGAGUAUUAGUGAGGCAGCACCAAUUAACAGUGUAGUCUUAAACUUAGAUGGUUCACCUCUAGUAAUAAAAGCCACUGAUGCUGACCGUAACCAAAAUGCACUGCUGGUAUACCAGAUUAUUGAAGACACAGCAAAAAUGUUCUUCACCGUGGACUCAGGAACUGGCUCCAUCAGAACCAUUGCUAAUUUAGAUUAUGAAACCUUUACUAUCUUUCAUUUCCACGUACAUGUGAGAGACAACGGAACGCCACAGUUGACAGCAGAAAGUCCAACUGAGGUCACAAUACAAGUGAUUGACACAAAUGAUUCCCCACCUCGCUUCACCCAGAGUUCUUAUGAAACAGUCCUGUUACUCCCCACUUAUGUUGGAGUUGAAGCACUUCAGGUUUCAGCGACAGACCCUGACAAAGACAUCACUACAGAGCUUGUAUACUCUCUGACUGAUGGAGAACUGCAGCACUUUGCCAUCAAACCUUCAAGUGGAAUUAUUGUAGUCAAAAACAACAACUUUUCCAAAGAGCGUUUCCGCUUCAGUGUCAGAGUUUCAGAUGGUAAAUUCUCUAGCAUGGCUUUGGUGACUAUACUUGUCAGAGAAGCUCUAGACUCUGGUCUCAGCUUCACCCACAGUAUUUACUCUUCAUCUAUUAAAGAGAAUAUAUUGAAUAUCACCAAGGUAGCUGUGGUCAAUGCUAUUGGAAACCGUCUGAAUGAACCACUAAAGUACAACUUGUUGAAUGCUGGUACACAUUUCAAAAUUCGCCCAACAUCUGGAGUCAUUGAGACCACAGGUAUAGCAUUUGACCGUGAAGAGCAAGAGUUCUAUGAACUGGUGGUUGAGGCAAGAAAGGAGCAUGACCCUCUCCAUGUGGCUAGAGUCGUAGUUAGAGUCCAAGUUGAAGACAUAAAUGAUAAUGCCCCUGUGUUUGUUGGACUUCCUUAUUAUGCAGCUGUUCAAGUAGAAGCUGAACCAGGAUCACCCAUUUUCAGGGUCAUGGCAGUAGAUGGUGACAAAGGAAUUAAUGGGCAAGUAUCUUACUAUCUCAAAGAUGACCAUGGUCAUUUUGAAAUCAACAGGCAGACAGGUAGUCUCAGCCUCAAGAGGUCUUUUGAGUCUGAUUUGUCCAAUGUGGAAUACCGAAUGGUGAUAUAUGCCAGAGACAGUGGUUAUCCACCCCUUUCAUCUACAAUAGAGUUUCCCAUCACUGUAGUCAACAAAGCCAUGCCUGUUUUUGCCAAAUCAUUUUAUACUGUUGCUGUGAAUGAGGAUGUAGCUGUGCACACACCUAUCCUUGGCAUCAAUGCCUCAAGCCCUGAAGGACAAAGCAUCAUCUACACAAUUGUUGAUGGAGAUCCAUCCCUACAGUUUGACAUUGGUUUUGAUACCGGAGUCAUAAGUGUCAUCCAUGCUUUGGAUUUUGAGGCAACAUCAUCUUACCACCUGACUGUUAGAGCCACGGACUAUCUUACUGGUGCCCAUGCUGAGGUUGAUGUAGAUGUGUUUGUCCAGGAUGUCAACGAUAAUCCACCUAUCUUCCAGAAAAUGACCUACAGGGUAGUUUUAUCUGAAACAGCCAUGAUUGGAACGCCAGCACUCCAAGUAGUUGCCACAGACAAAGAUUCAGAGAAAAACAAUGUUGUCCGCUACCAGAUCUUCUCGAAUUCACGUAAUAAUACAGAGUACUUUCAUAUUGACAGUAGCAGUGGAUUAAUCCUGACAGCUCGUAUGCUAGACCAUGAACUACUCCAAAAAUAUGACUUUAUUGUCAGGGCAACUGAUAAUGGUUUUCCACCACUGAGUAGCGAAGUGUCUGUGACAGUCAUGUUGAAUGACAUAAAUGACAAUCCUCCAGUUUUCAACCAGCUGCUCUAUGAGGCAUAUGUGAAUGAGUUGGCAACAAGGGGUCACUUUAUAACCUGUGUCCAGGCAUCUGAUGCAGACAGCUCAGAUUUUGACAAGUUGGAGUACAGUAUUUUAUCAGGAAAUGAAAAAAGGAAUUUUGCAAUAGAAAAAAAGACGGGGAUAAUCACACUGUCCAGCCACCGUAAACAAAGAAUGGAGCCUGCCUAUAGUCUCAAUGUUUCAGUAUCUGAUGGGGUGUUCACCAGCACUGCACAGGUUCAUGUAAAAGUGUGGAGGGCCAAUCUGCAUAGUCCAGUGUUUGGACAGAAUAUGUAUGAGGCGGAGCUAAGAGAGAAUGCUGCUGUGGGAACCAAAGUUAUACAGGUCAAGGCAACAGAUGCAGACCCAGGAGAGUUUGGGCUCAUAACUUAUUCCUUUGUGAAUGAUGUUGGAAAGGACAAGUUUAGCAUCGAUGCAAAUGGUCAGAUCUACACCACAGAAAAACUUGAUCGUGAGGAUCCAGCUAACAAAGACAUUGUUCUCACAGUGGCGGCCCAAGAUUUAGGUGGACAAGUCUCUUACUGUACAGUACAAGUUACUCUAUUGGACGAUAAUGAUAAUGCACCUUGUUUCCGUGCCACAGAGUAUCGAGCUUCAGUGAAAUCUGAUGUGGCUCAAGGUUUUUUGGUGACACAGAUUCAGGCCCAAGAUCCUGAUCAUGGCAUUAAUGCUAAAGUGACAUAUUCACUUUACAGUGAGGCAAAUGUACCAGUGGUAGACAUUUUGGAGAUAGACCCGGACAAUGGAUGGAUGGUGACUAAAGGCAGUUUCAGCCAUUUCAGAAACUCUGUAUUAUCUUUCUUUGUGAAGGCUGUUGAUGGAGGAAAUCCAGUCAGACACUCUCUAGUAUCUGUCUAUAUCCAUGUUCUUUCUCCAGAGACUUUUAUUCCAUCCUUUAGCCAAUAUCAUUAUUUAUUUAAUACACCAGAGAACACUCCUAUUGGUUCAGUCAUAGGAACAGUUCACCUCAACACUCCUCUUGAAUUUACAUCACUCUCUACUACUUUUGCCCUGGUUAAUGGAGAGGCUGGUGAAAACAACCAAGAUGGUGUGUUUGUGGUGGAAAAGCAUACUGGAGUGAUCAAACUUGAUAAGCCUUUGGACUACGAGGUGAUCAAAGGAUACUACUUCAAAGUCACUGCCACGGCACAACAGGCUAAGCUUGAUUCGGUGAGUUGUGUUGAAGUUGAAGUCAAGGUAUUGGAUUUGAAUGACAACAAACCAGCUUUUGAGGCCAACUCAUAUGAUACCACCAUUAUGGAAGGAAUGCCAGUUGGAACCAGAAUCAUUCAAGUUCAAGCAAGAGACCCAGAUUCUGGAGCAAAUGGCCAGGUAACAUAUAAACUUGGUUCAUUAAUCCAGUUAAAAGAGGAUUCAGACACACUGGUCAGCACUUUUAGCAUUGACAGCAAUACUGGUUGGAUCACUACACGCAAAGACCUGGAUCAUGAAACUAGCCCCUCGUACACUUUUACAGUGGUGGCCUCAGACCUUGGGGAGACCCUGACUCUUUCCAGUACAACCACUGUCACAGUUUCAUUGUCAGACAUCAAUGACAACCCUCCCAGGUUCAUGGAGAACCACAUCUUUGGUUCUGUUCAGGAGAGUGACCGCCCAGGAGAGGUUGUGGCUGUGCUGAUAACUAGAGAUGAUGAUAGCUCUGCCUUCAACCGUCAAGUCAGCUAUCACAUCACUGGUGGGAACUAUCGUGGUGUAUUUGCCCUGGGUCUGGUCCAGGGUGAGUGGAAGAUGUAUGUAAAGGGCCCACUCGACAGGGAAGAAUGCAACCUAUACAACAUCAACGUCACAGCUAGUGAUGGAUUGUUUGUUUCCCAAGCAACAGUAGAAGUGACAGUGGUAGACACCAAUGACAACAGCCCAAUCUGUGACAAGGUUAUGUAUACUGCCUACAUUCCAGAGGACCUCCCAGUCACUAGUGUUUUGUUGAGGGUUGGAGCUACAGAUGCUGAUAUGGGUAUCAGUGCUUGGAUUCAGUACUCUCUACAUGGUCCUGGAUCCCAAGACUUCACUAUUGACCCAGACAGUGGUGAGAUCAAGUCAUCUGUGCCUCUGGACCGUGAGAUGACACCUAGUUAUCAACUGGUUGCCCAGGCUACUGACGGUGGUGGGCGGUGGUGCCGUGCUGUGGUGUAUCUGACAGUAACUGAUGUGAAUGACAAUCCACCUAUUUUCACCCAGUCUCAGUACACCACCAGCGUCUAUGAAGACACAGUCACCAAAGCUCUACUUACACGUAUCCAGGCCAUAGACCCCGAUGAAGGUCCGGGGCGUAUGGUGAUCUAUUCCCUGGCUGACUCUGCAGGAGGAUUUUUCUCUAUCGACAAAUACUCAGGCAUCGUGGUCCUGGAACGAGUUCUCGACCGUGAAAUCCAGCCAUUUUAUCAGAUAACAGUUUGUGCAUCUGAUCAAGGCUCACCACUCCCACUCUACUCACUGGUCAAUGUCACAAUUACUGUCCUGGACAUCAAUGACAAUCCACCUGUGUUUGAGCGACGUGAUCAGUUGGCAUCUGUGCCAGAAGAUGUGGGAGUAGGUACUGAAGUUCUGAGAGUUUACGCUGCCAGCAAGGACAUCGGGACUAAUGCUGAGAUUACUUACAGUAUCCGAUCAGGGAAUGAGCACGGAAAGUUCCACAUUCAUCCACUCACUGGUGCCAUUUUAGUUGCCCAGCCUCUUGAUUAUGAGACCUGCAGAGAUUACUUCCUGACAGUAGAGGCUCGUGAUGGUGGCACGCCCUCUUUGAGUGCCAUUACUACUGUGAACAUAGACCUAACAGAUGUAAAUGACAAUCCACCCAUGUUUAGCCACAGUGUCUACACUGCAGUGGUGUCAGAGGAUGCCACUGUUGGCGAGCCUGUUGUUCAGCUGAAAGCAGAUGAUGUGGACAGUCAGCUGAAUGGAGCCGUCCUCUACUCCAUUGUCAGUGGAGACAGACACAACCAGUUCCUCAUUGACCCACUCAGUGGAGUCAUCAAGGUCAACAAGCAACUGGACCGUGAGACUGUUCCCAGCUACUCACUUGCCAUAAGAGCUUUGGAUAGUGGAAGCCCUGCCAUGUCCUCCACUGUGAUGGUAAACAUAGGCAUUUCUGACAUCAAUGAUAAUCCACCCACCUUUUCACCGGCCAACCUCUCUGCUGUCAUACAGGAAAACAAGCCAAUUGGUACCAGUAUCCUGCAGUUGUCAGUCAUUGAUGAGGACUCCUCUCAAAAUGGCCCACCCUUCGACUUCCGUAUCUUAUUGGGAAAUGAAGGGAGGGAGUUUGUGUUGGAAAAAGAUGGGACACUAGUAGCCAAUCAAGUAUUCAGAAGGGACCUGGCAACAGAAUAUGUAAUUCAGAUACAGGUGACAGAUUCGGGGAAGCCUCCUUUGUCAUCCUCCUCCAUACUCACAAUCAGGGUGAUUGAGGAGAGCCUCCAUCGACCAGUAGCAGUACCACUGGACAUUCAUAUUGUUACUAUGGAGGAUGAAUUUCCUGGUGGUGUGAUUGGUCAGCUACAUGCCACCGAUGCUGACCCUUAUGAUGUUUUGACUUUUGGUCACGCUCCUUCAGCUCAGCGUAGUCUCUUUAAGAUUAGUCCUCAUGAUGGAAAGAUCAUAGCCCUGGGUGGUUUGGAUGCAGGAAGGUACUUUCUUAAUGCUAGUGUCAGUGAUGGCCGCUUUGCUGUUCCUGUACCCGUAAGUGUGCAUGUGGAGCAGGCAACACCAGACAUGUUGCGUGAAGCAGUGACAGUGCGUUUUGAGAGAGUGGCACCACAAGACUUUGUGGUGUUGUACUUGAAAAGCAUGUUAAAUGUGCUCCAGCAGUCUGCUGCUACUCAACAGCAGGACUCACUGCAUUUGCUAAGUUUGCAGCCAGUUGGAGGGACGCAACAGCUGGAUAUGCUCAUCACCAUGGAAAAAGCAGGUGGUGGAUACUAUAAGGCAGCCUACCUCACGCAAAAACUAAGUGCAUCACGGCGAAACCUGGAGGAAGUGCUUAGAGUGUCAGCUAUCCUGGACAAGAACUGUUCUGGAUUAGACUGUCGUGGGGCUCAGUGCGAACAGAGCAUUGUCUUGGAUUCACACAAUCUCGCUACAUAUAGUAACCCACGGGUCAGCUUUGUCUCACCUCGCUUUCACCGGACCUCACGCUGUACAUGCAAUGAUGACAGCUGUUCUGUCCUGUCAGAACAAUGCGAGGACCAACCCUGUCCACCAGACAUGCAGUGUGUUUCAAUAGAGGCCAAUAGAGGGCGUUAUGCAUGCCAGUGUCCACAAGGCAAACUUGGAGAGUGUGCAGGACAUUCAUCUUUGAGUUUCUCAGGUAACAGCUACAUCAAGUACAGACUCUCUGGCCAGCUGCAAACAGAGUUGAAACUGAGCCUGAGGAUCAGAACACUGCAGAGCCAAGGGAUUAUCAUGUACACACACACUGAGCCCUGCACUGUGCUUAAGUUGGAGGAUGGGAAGCUGUGGUUCCAGUUGGCUUGUGGCCUUGGUGGAAAUGAUGACAGCCCUGACAUGCUGGGCAUCUCGGGUCGUCGUAUCAAUGAUGGGAGCUGGCACACAAUGGCACUUGAACUGAAUCGCAACUUCAGCAGCUUGGCACUUGAUGACAGCUAUGUUGAACGACGCCGUGGACCAUCAUUUGUACAGAGACUACCUACAACUAUCUUCUUUGGAGCACUGGUGCAGCCCCCAAACUCUCGUAGCCUCAUGGAAUUCCAGAAGGACCCCCGGGUGCUUUAUGGAUUCCAAGGUUGCCUGGACUCUGUAAUGCUGAACAACAAUGAGCUCCCAUUGCAGAACAAACGUUCGCAGUAUGCAGAGGUGGUGGGACUGACAGAGCUGAAACUGGGUUGCAUUCUCUACCCUGAUGCAUGUCUGCAGCAGCCAUGUCACAACGGAGCUACUUGUACAAGUCUACCCGCCGGUGGGUUCUCAUGCAGUUGUAAACCCCAGUACACUGGGGGGCACUGUGAGAUGGAGAUAACAGCAUGUGUUCCCAACCCGUGUCAUAACGGCGGUGUGUGUAAGCCCAUUGGCAAUGCAUUUCUUUGCAGCUGCAGGAGAGGCUUCAGGGGCCUGACUUGUGAGGAAGAUGUGAACGAAUGUGACCGCAGGAAUCCAGAGGGGGAGUGUGAGAAUGGUGGCACCUGCAUCAACACUCACGGCUCCUUCUACUGUAACUGCACGGCAGGCUUUGUGGGUCAGCGCUGUGGCCUGAGGCCUGUUGUUGUCCCCGACAUGCAGGCUGGUCAUGCUGUGGUUGGUAGGGAGGAGCUUAUUGGCAUUGCUGUCGUACUUUUUGUCAUCAUCACCCUCAUCAUCCUCUUCAUUGCAUUCCGCAAGAAGGUCUUCCAGAAAAACUACUCGCGGAACAAUCUAUCUCUGGUGCAGGACCCAGCCACUGCAGCACUCCUUAACAAGGCCAAUGGUGUUCAGUUUAAGACCUUACACUGCACCUCAGGAGACCCUCUCAACCUGUACUCAGAGCCAGGUAUGGAGUCUGCCAUGUUGGGAGGGGGUGGGAUGAUGGGACCUCCACAGGUCCCUGUGAGACCCAUGGCAUACACGCCCUGUUUCCAAGGAGACCCACGUUCCACGCUAGAGAAGAUGGCAGAUGGACGCAGUGUGGAACAUACAGAGAUGAGUACCUUUCACCCUGAGUCACCAAGGAUCCUUUCAGGAACCACUAGGAGAGGGGUGGUGGUGUGCAGCGUGGCCCCCAACCUUCCACCAGUGUCACCAUGUCGCUCAGACUGUGACUCCAUAUGCAAGAGCCCAUGGGAUAAUGAUGAGUGUAAGGUAGACGACAUGGCAGAAGAAGUAACAUGUUUCUCAGGAAGCAACAAAGGCAGUAACUCAGAGGUCCAGUCACUGAGCUCCUUUCAGUCUGAUUCUUGUGAUGACAAUGCCUCCAUAGUGACCGUCAUUCGACUGGUAAAUGAUGCAGUCGACACAAUCGAAAGUGAAGUGUCAGAUAUGGACCAAGGUCAAACCUUCAAUAGAGCAUAUCACUGGGAUACAUCAGACUGGAUGCCAAGCCCGAGGCUCUCAGACAUUGAAGAGGUGCCAGGCUACGAGGCAAGUCAUGGAAACGAAGUAGCAGGCUCGACCCCUUGCCUUAGCGAAAGUACUCGAGAACUGGAGUCAGAUUACUAUCUAGGGGGCUAUGACAUCGACAGUGACUAUCUCCCUCCCCACGAAGAAGAGUUCCUUAAUCAAGACCAACUGCCACCUCCACUGCCCACAGGUGAGGAUUAUACUGAGCCCUAUGCACCAUUUUCUACCAAUACAUCACUUUCCAAGGAGAGCACACUGAGCACAAGACAUCAGCAUGCCAGACCAUAUUUCCACCCUAGCCAGUACCUACCUCCCCAUCAAAUACCCACUGGGGAGGCGCCAAAUGAAGUUUUUAGCUCUUCAGUGAGUGGGCGAACACCAGGAAAUGGGGACACUGAUGACUCUGUGUCCCGAAGUAUCAGACUGUCCGUUGGUGCAUCAUCAGCCUCAGACAUGUCAACCCCCUGUGGGCUGGAUGACUCUGAACAUGGCAGUGACUUUGACAGUAUGGAUGAGCUUCAUCGAGGGGUGACCAUCAUCACGGACUCACAGCAACAGACUGAGGUGUGAUUAGCUAUACAGCACAAGAGUACCAACCAGUGGGAGCAUAGCAGUUGUGCAGAUAGAAGAUGCAAAGGAUUCUGUUAUGACUGGGCAAGGUAAACGUCUUCAGCAGUACUAGGUACUGCUACAACUAUAUACAUUAACAGUAAUUUUUUAAAAAAAAUCACCAUUUCACCUCACUGAACUGUGACCAACAGAAUAACAAUAUUAACUGGAUUGUCAGUUCUAACCCCACUGUGUAGACCAGUUAGGAAUGAUUUUCCUACUGUAAUAGGAAUUUACUUGGAAUAUGGGAAAAAAAGAAUGAAAGAAAGAAUGGGAUAGAGAAUGUGAACAUGAAAGAAUGAUUAUGGACGUGGUAGACAGAUUUAAAACAAACAAAAAAACUAAAGGGACAAUGAUUUAAGUGACACGUUUGUAUGUUUUUUUGGUCCUUCGCAGAAGCCCAUCGGACAAUUUUUUUCUAUUUAAAAAAAUAAAAUAAAAUUUAAAAAAUGUAAAUUUUCCUCCAUGCUUUGUAAACUUUGUAGUGUGCUGAACUGUACAGACUGUAAAGUAUUUUGACCUCACUGGUGAAAAGUAUGAAAACAUACUUUAAAAGCCAUUUUUGUUUCAAUGUAAAAUGUGCCCAUCCACACCUCACCUGUAUGCUCCCUGCUCCAAAUCUUUAAGACAAUUACAUUUCAAACUUUCUCUUUCCUUAGCUUGAAAAUUAAAUUUUUCAUGAUUUUUUUUUUAAA
Molecule: messenger RNA, 14500 nt
Organism: Neolamprologus brichardi
Lineage: Eukaryota; Metazoa; Chordata; Actinopteri; Cichliformes; Cichlidae
Source: RefSeq, a predicted model, not a curated record